Sphaerulina musiva SO2202 is the source of this 1154-nucleotide messenger RNA. RefSeq lists its product as uncharacterized. The transcript is spliced from 2 exons. Lineage: Eukaryota; Fungi; Ascomycota; Dothideomycetes; Mycosphaerellales; Mycosphaerellaceae. The coding region runs from base 176 to 964 and encodes 262 amino acids. The record is from RefSeq and is a predicted model, not a curated record.
GAUUCUUGCUUCUGGGAAGCUCUGGAAGACGGCGCGCCCAAGCUUUGGAAGCAUCAUUAGCCCGAAAGAGGUUCGCGCAGGCCAGGUCGUGGUGUCAGGCUGUCAGCAUGGCAUACACCAUGGCAAGACUCUGUUGCCCUGCUCCCCCCAGACCUGCUGCUGCGGCGAUGGCUUUAUGUUCGAUGCUCCCCUGUGCUCUCACGUCUCCAGCAAAUCCAUCAUGCUUGCUUUGGCGCCACAAGAUGACCUAACAGCGGUGCUCAAGACCUUUUCACCAGAUCAAUUGCUCACCACCAGACGCGCGAUCGAUGCCCUCCUCACACCCGAUGCUCUCCGUCAGGCAAACCAACAGCUAUCCCCCCUCCUCCGACUGCCACGAAGUAUUCUAGAGCGCAUUGUCGAUUAUGCAGUCUCGUACGAUCACGCUAUCGAAGAAUCAUCCAAAGCGCCAGGGUUGCUGGAGGCCUGUCAUGGCUUACGGCAGGCUGCAUCGAGAGCCUACUAUAGUCGGAACACCUUCAAGAGAAAGCGCAGCUUCCGGGAAGAGGAGUUGGAGCGCUGGGCAAAGGUUCGCGUAGGCGAGAACAGAAGAUAUCUGGGGAGAGUCCGUCUGGGACCGCCCCUACACUGCAACAACGAGGAAGCCGAGAGCGAGGCCAGGAAGCUGGAGACUAGAUGCUGCCUACCGAUUGGCAGUGUAUGGUGCUUAUCCGAGGACGAUUUCGAGAAUGAUUGGAGGUGGUGGGUGAAUAGUCUGGGCGAGACGGACAAGUUCGAGGAGGAAGAUGGCGAUCAAGCGUCUACGCAAGUAGCUGCACAUGGCCAUCGCUCCCAAGCGUGCGCAAAGCCAGCAGCAUCGUGGUAUUGCUCGUCUUGGGCUCUGAGACAGGAUACAGACUACUUCAGUUUGCAUCGAGGGCUUCCGACUCCUGAGUCGAGACCAGGCGACUACGACACGCGGUGAUGUGAACUGGCCCCAUAUGCAUAAGGUAUUCUGCUGGUCUCUAGAUGUUGAAAUUGGCGGUACCUCAAAGGUCAUGAACACCCUCACAGCAGGACUCGUUGAAGCUGCAAAAGGGGCCCAGCGGUAUGAUAGGCACAUGUAGCAUCUCUACCUUAUGGGAAGAUCUGUAAAUGUUGAACUGCAAGUCUCG